Molecule: messenger RNA, 1333 nt
Organism: Tauraco erythrolophus (red-crested turaco)
Lineage: Eukaryota; Metazoa; Chordata; Aves; Musophagiformes; Musophagidae
Source: RefSeq, a predicted model, not a curated record
UUUUCCACCUGUCGAGGAAGGUGACAUCCAUCGUCCCGGAGAGCUGCCUCCUCAUCCUGCUGGGGCUGGGCCUGGGUGGCAUCGUGCUGGCUGUGGCGAAGAAAGCUGAGUACCAGCUGGAGCCCAACAUGUUCUUCCUCUUCCUUCUACCUCCCAUCGUCCUGGACUCAGGCUACUUCAUGCCCAGCCGGCUGUUCUUCGACAACAUCGGCGCCUUGGCUGGCUUUGCCGGCUCACUGCUGUCUUCCCUGUCCUCUGGCCCUUGACUGGCCUGGGCCCUUGGUCCUUCUGUCCUAGCAGAUCCAGGCGUUGAAGCUGGGCUGAUGGAUUUCCUGCUCUUCGGCAGCCUCAUCUCAGCUGUGGACCCCGUGGCAGUGCUGGCCGUCUUCGAAGAGGUCCAUGUAAAUGAGACCCUCUUCAUCAUCGUGUUUGGCGAAUCUCUCCUGAACGAUGCUGUCACCGUGGUGCUCUACAAGGUCUUCAACUCUUUUGUGGAGCUGGGCCCAGCGCACAUCCGUGCCACAGACUACGUGAAGGGGGUAGCCUCCUUCUUCCUGGUGAGCCUGGGGGGCACGGCCGUGGGGCUGCUCUUCGCCUUCCUCCUGGCCCUGAUCACGCGGUUCACCAAGCGCGUGCGCAUCAUCGAGCCGCUCUUCGUCUUCCUCCUGGCCUACGUCGCAUACCUCGCUGCCGAGAUGGUCUCACUCUCCUCCAUCCUGGCAGUCACCUUCUGUGGGAUCUGCUGCAAGAAGUACGUGGAAGCCAACAUCUCCCAGAAAUCCCGCACCACGGUCAAGUACACCAUGAAGACACUGGCCAGCAGCUCAGAGACCAUCAUCUUCAUGUUUCUGGGCAUCUCGGCUGUGGACACCUCCAAGUGGGCAUGGGACACAGCACUGGUGCUGGGCACCCUCUUCUUUAUCCUGCUCUUCAGAGCUGUGGGUGUUGUCCUCCAGACCUGCGUGCUCAACCGCUUCCGUCUCAUCCCUCUGGACAGGAUCGACCAGGUGGUCAUGUCAUAUGGUGGCCUACGCGGGGCCGUGGCCUUCGCCCUGGUCAUCCUGCUGGACCCGGCAAAAGUCAAAGCCAAGGACUACUUUGUGGCAACGACCAUCGUGGUGGUGUUCUUCACUGUCAUCGUGCAGGGCCUCACCAUCAAACCCCUGGUGACGUGGCUGAAGGUGAAGCGCAGCGACCACCACAAGCCCACGCUGAAUGAGGAGCUGCACGAGCACGCCUUUGACCACAUCCUGGCAGCGGUGGAAGACAUCGUGGGACACCAUGGCUACCAUUACUGGCGGGGCAAAGGACAGGAGCCUCUGCUGGCCAUCCG